Messenger RNA from Asparagus officinalis (garden asparagus), 1999 nucleotides. RefSeq lists its product as uncharacterized. The record is from RefSeq and is a predicted model, not a curated record. The coding region runs from base 137 to 1681 and encodes 514 amino acids. The transcript has 7 exons. NCBI's taxonomy places the organism in Eukaryota, Viridiplantae, Streptophyta, Magnoliopsida, Asparagales, Asparagaceae.
UUCUUAAACCCUUGAUAUUUACAAUCUCUCUCUCUCUCUCUGGAUUCCCCAAAUCGCCUCCAUCAGAAAAACCCCAACCCACGCCAAAACCUAAUCUCCGCCGACUCCGCCAACUGCGACAAGGAAGAGAAAUUCCAUGGCGUCGGUCUCGAGCUCCGAUGUCUCCGAAGGGCCCGUCCUCAACCUCAUCACCAAGAAGCUCCGCGCUCUCAAGAAGAAGCACAACCGCAUAAUCCAACUCGAGGAGAGCCAGGCCCAGGGUAAAACCCUAAACAAGGAGCAAGAGGACCUCCUCAAAUCCAAGCUCUCCGUCUCCGUCCUCAUCCUCAUCACCAAGAAGCUCCGCGCUCUCAAGAAGAAGCACAACCGCAUAAUCCAACUCGAGGAGAGCCAGGCCCAGGGUAAAACCCUAAACAAGGAGCAAGAGGACCUCCUCAAAUUCACGUCGAGCUUCCUGACGAAGACUCAUGAGCGGGGGUGCUGUUUGACCUACGACUACGUGACUGAUGACGCGACGGAUUUGCUCGGUGAGGGCGAUCUCGACAUGAUUUCGGCUCUCAGCGCGCUGCUGACGUCGCGGCCGGUUUAUUCGGGGGUUUCGCACAAGAAUGCGCUUGAGGUGUGCAUUGAACGGGCGAAACUGUGGCUUGAGAACUCGGAUCAGCCUAUUCUCGAGGGAACAUCAGCUACUUAUGCGGGAUUGAGGGAGAAGUUGAAGAAGAUUAUGGCUUUGGACUACUUUACUAUGACGCCGGAGAUGAAAGCGCCAGUGGAUGUGGCUGUACUUGCCUUCGAGCUUUUGUUUACAAUCCAGCCACGUAGGUGGACACUUGUCCAUAUAGCUGUUGAAGUAAAGCUGUGUCAGCUUGCAAGUCCAAACCGUGAUGCCUUCCCUUACAGAGAUACUGAUGUGCACCCCUGCAAUUAUCAUUUUGCUGAUUUUAAAGGGCUCAAGGCAUCAUUUGCCAGUGUAGAUGCAGACAUUAAUUCUUGUGAUGGAAUAGAUGGCCAGGGUAUUGGUGGUGUUAUUGGGUUUAUAAUGAUUGUUUUGCGUUCACUAUUGAUAUGUGUAUAUCACGAGAAACUUUGUGAUAUCUUUCUUAUUGGUUACGGGUUAGUUGAAAUUAAAUAUGAAAAAUUGGCUUUAUUAGAGACAACAGAAUUACAGUAUAAUUUACAGAGUCUGCCAAGUUACAAGCAUCUGUUUCCACAGGAGGAUGAGCAGGGAGAAUCUCAAGCAGUCGAAAGCAGCGGUGAUCAGUCUAGUCCGCCAAAUGAAUCUGAGAAUGUGGAUGAGACACAAAUUCCUUCAGGAGACAGUCUUACAGUUCAACAGGAGCAGGAAAGAGUAGAAACAGAUAUGGAACGCAGCCAGAGAGAUCCCGACCACAAGGAGCAACAACAAUACAUCCCUCGAAGAGGAUAUCAAAACCAAAGAGGUGGCAGAGGUGGAGGCGGCGGGGCCCGAAGGGGUUACCCCAACGGCCGCGUUGGUCGUGGGGGCCGCGGAGGUGGCAGUGGCAGGUACCAGAACGGCCAAAACCAACAGUAUUAUGACUCAGGUUAUUAUCCAAGAAACUAUCACAACAAUCGGGGGAGAGGAGGCGGUAGGUCAGGCGGCUCAGCCAUGUAUAACAACAACCACCAUGGUGGUCAGGCUGAAGUGGGGGCAGACUCUUAGCUUUGGCUAGCGUGAAACUUUUUUUUUAAUGGCUGCUGCCCAAUCUGAAGACGAUCUGCAUUUUGUUCACACCCCUGUUUCUUUCUCUAGAUUUCUGCAUGUUUAGUGGUAUAAUUGCCCUGCAGAACUUAAUAUAUGACAAUGACAGGCUUAUUGGAUGUGGGGUGGUUGUGGAGGUCUGAUGGGUAAGUGGUUUUUAGAAGAAACUAAUUUGACAUGGCUUGUUUAUUGUAGGACACUCUUUUAUUUGCUUUUCAUAGGGGUGAUUGGUCUGGUGGUUUAUUUGUUCUUAAGUUUUUGGGGGAGAUUAACCGGGUA